AUGGGUAAACCUCAAUAUAAACAAAAAUUUCGACAAGAAUGGUUGAAAGAAAAAAUAUUUUGUGACUGGCUCCAAGUAGUAGAGGGUGAUCCAGAAAAGGCAUAUUGUAAGAUAUGUYGCAGUGAAAUUCGUGCUAGAAAAGCUGAUUUGUUAAACUAUAGCAAUACUGCAAAGCAUUUAACAUCAAUUAAAGCGGUACGUAUCCAUCCUCAAGGGGGUAUUAAGUUUAAACCAGUUAAUUUAAACUCGCAACAUGCACAGGCUGCAAUGACAUUAUUUGUUACCACUCACAGUGCUAUUCUUGCUAUUGACCAUCUCGGCGAAUUAUGCAACCAUCAUUUUCCUGAAAAAUAUUUUAAAUUGCAUAGAACUAAAUGUUCAGCAAUUAUAACAAACGUUCUAGCACCAUUCUUUAUUACAGUACUGAAAAAUGAUAUAGGCUUUUCAAAAUAUAGCUUACUCAUUGACGAGUCAACCGAUAUAUCAGUAUCGAAAUAUUUGGGUAUUGCUAUUAUUUAUUUCACAAUAGUUGAUGCUGUCAAGAAUUCAUUAAAAAAAUUUGAUUUGAAAUUGAAUAAUUUAAUUGGRAUCGGCUCAGAUAAUGAUAGUGUCAUGGUUGGCGUUAAUAGUAGAUUAGCAACUUCACACGCUUGUUCUGAAACUAUUCCUCGGCAUUUAGAUUAUUUAAUUUCAGAAACUUAUAAUUGGUUCUCCAAAUCUACAUUACGUCAACAAGCCUAUAAAGAUAUAUACAAAUGUUUGAAUGAAAAUCAUGUUCCAUUAAAAAUAGUUCAAGCCUGUAAUACGCGGUGGCUGUCUAUAGAAAGUGCUGUAGUCAGGAUAGUUGAUCAAUGGUAUGAACUCAAAGUUCAUUUCCAAGUCAGCCGAACAAAAGAUAAAUGUUAUUCAGCAGAAAUGUUUUAUUCUUUGUACAAUGAUGAACAUAAUUUGGCAUACUUAUUAUUUCUUAGACCACUUGCUAGACCACCUCAGUAA
Diuraphis noxia (Russian wheat aphid) is the source of this 996-nucleotide messenger RNA. RefSeq lists its product as uncharacterized. Lineage: Eukaryota; Metazoa; Arthropoda; Insecta; Hemiptera; Aphididae. The record is from RefSeq and is a predicted model, not a curated record.